AUGGCUCCAACCACUUCUCCCCUCCGCAACGGCUUGACGCGCCAGCAAAUCGAAGCCAGAAAGAACGGCAUUAACAAACCAAUCACCACGAAGCAGCCACUCCGUCGGCAUCGCUCUCCUUCUGCUCCCCUUCGUGCCAGUCUUCCAUCUCUACCCAAGCCUCUGGCUGGUCCAGAUCAGGUCGCCGUGUGGGAUGGAACCCGCUGGGGACUUCGUCCAAAGGCGAAGAAGGCCGGAUCCUCUUCGUCUUCUUCCUCCUCAUCUUUGGCCUCCCUCUCCGGCUCGUCACGCUCUUCUCCUUCUCCUUUCUCCAGCAACAGCAGCAUCAACAGCAGCAACAAAGAGAACAACCUCGCUGCAGAGAUCGAAGAGCUGGAAGCCCUCCUCGGCGGCGAUUUCGACCCAGAAGCGGUCAACAUCUGUCCUCCUUCUCCUCCCACCACCACCAAGAAAGCACCACGAAUCAAGAAGGUGCUCGUCGCUGCUCCGGCAGUAAGCAAGCCUCGCGCCAAAAUCGUGCCUCGAGCAUCGCUUCCAACUGCGUCCAAGUCCACAAAACCAGUCACAGCAGAGGCGGCAGCAACAAAGAUCGCGGUGGAGUACAAUCCGCUGCUCGAGGCGAUGAAUCCGAGGAAGCUAGAGGAGAAGCGGUUGGCGGAGGAGGCGAAAGCGAGGGUGUUGUCGGAUAAGAUGUAUUGGGCGAACAAGGCGAUGGCAUAUGGGAAGGAGGAGAAGAAGAAGGGGAGGAGGGCAUGA
Molecule: messenger RNA, 756 nt
Organism: Cyphellophora attinorum
Lineage: Eukaryota; Fungi; Ascomycota; Eurotiomycetes; Chaetothyriales; Cyphellophoraceae
Exons: 1
Coding region: 1-756 (251 amino acids)
Source: RefSeq, a predicted model, not a curated record